Molecule: messenger RNA, 945 nt
Organism: Alternaria metachromatica
Lineage: Eukaryota; Fungi; Ascomycota; Dothideomycetes; Pleosporales; Pleosporaceae
Exons: 1
Coding region: 1-945 (314 amino acids)
Source: RefSeq, a predicted model, not a curated record
AUGGAUGGCAAUGAUGCUUCCGCCGCCACGUCUUCAGCAACACCACGUCCGGUGACUCCCUUUGUCGCCGAACUACCGAUUAUUCAUAGCCCAUCGUUACCGGCAGUCAUACACAGCUCAGGCCCUAGGCUGUCCGUCCUCCAGUCGUUCAGGCUUAGCAAGUUAUACCGCAAUCGGUUCCUAUCGUCUACAGAAGUGUCCUGCCAUAUCGACCACUCCACAGCGCAGAUGGAGUCGCAAAUUCAAUAUGACGACAAGAGCCUAAUAAUCGAAAUACUGUCACCCGUUCUCGACAACCUGAAGGAACUGAAGGCGUUGACACCCGAGAGUCUACAGGACCACAAUCAGACCCUCAACAACGAGACGCACGCUCAGGUUCUUAAGCAGAAGCUGUUACCCAUAGGUCAGCUUAUCGUGGACUGCCUGGAAACAGUCCCACUGGACCACCGGGGUUGGUUGGAGGGAGCCAUAUGCCAUCACAUCGCCGACAAUUACUGGCCGCUGCCUGUCAACUUCUUCACCCAUCUGAAGAUUCAGGAGAAAUACCGCAAUGCGCUCUUUAGGUUGGCGCAGCGCACACCUGCCGGGGCCAUCGAGCCGCAUCCCAACAAGGACUCUCAGCAGCCUCAAGCACCAGCUAUCGAGCCUGAUCCGCCCCAACCAUCGCUGGACCCGAGGGAUAAUCCGGACACGCCACCAUUCCCCAAAUCGACCGCUGAGCAACCUCAAGCAUCAGUUAUCGAGCCUGAUCCGCCCCACCCGUCGCUGGAACCGAGGCAUGAUUCGGAUACCACUGCACCAUUUCCCGGAUCGUCCGUUCAUCAGCUACAAUCAUCAGUCGUUCAGGCCGCUCCGGGCUCUGGGGACUUUCUAGAUCUAAACUUUUACGAGUUGAGAGCAGAGGCUAUUGAAGAGGCCGAUGCGAGGGACUUGGACAACGUAUAG